Molecule: messenger RNA, 5055 nt
Organism: Portunus trituberculatus (swimming crab)
Lineage: Eukaryota; Metazoa; Arthropoda; Malacostraca; Decapoda; Portunidae
Product: caspase-8-like
Exons: 13
Coding region: 436-1998 (520 amino acids)
Biological process (GO): proteolysis
Molecular function (GO): cysteine-type endopeptidase activity
Source: RefSeq, a predicted model, not a curated record
CUAAAUUAUGACGGUGUACUGGUAUAAACAUCGUUCGUCAUUUAUUGAUGUUUUUUUGUUCGACGCACAUUUUCUCACCAAGCUAUCAUCUUGUUUAUGAUGGUCAGUGAAGUUAUGCACACACAACAUUAGUGCUAUCAAAGAGGAAUUUCAAUGAGAACGACGUGGACAACCUUGAGCAACAGGUGUUUUACCAAACUAUUUCCUAGAGUGACAGAAACAGACGUCUCACACAGUCCCGGGGAAGUGUCACCUAACUAGCUAGUGUUACUCGUCAUCCGCAGCUCACCUUCACUCCCUCGAGUCAGUUCAAAGGAAAUGGACAAAGCAGAUUGAGGGGAUGUCUGAGUUGCCCUAUAGUGAACGACUGGCCGCUCUGGACUUGUAUUCUGUUCAGUAUAUAUAGUGUGUUGGAGUUUCUGCUUCUGGUUCAUCAUGGCAGUGAUGCUUGAUGCAGCAGCCAUUGAGGUACCUGAUGGCACACCCAGGGAUGUAAUGAAAGCACAGAUUAAGCUCAGGUGUGAAGGUACAUCAAUUUUGCUGGAGCUGGAUGACUGUGAGGCUAUGAGUGUGGUGUUCCUGGCACUGCAAGGAAAUUUGCUCGCUCGUCAUGGCUACAGGCUUUCCCAGUAUCUCUGUCGUGGCCAGGCAAAGGAGACUUUUGAGCAGUUGGUGGAGUUGGCAGAGGAGGGAGGAGGUGGAGGUGUGUUGGUGGAGGCACUGUAUAUCAUUGGCCGCUAUGAUUUACUGGAAGAUCAGCUUGGAUUGCCAGUCAACUUUACUCUUCAUCAGUUCUUCAAGAGAGAAAUUGGAGGAGUAGAGCCUGAUAGAAAGGCUAUGUACUGUGUUUGUGCUGGUAUGGCCCAGGAACAAACUGAUCAUCUUUUAGCCACUCGACUAGAAGACUGGUGCUGUUCAGGUCCUGGUCGACCCCUUGAAGAGACCUUUGUGAGGAACCUCACUGGAAUUAAUUACCAUGUGCUCCUCAAUCAGCUGUAUCAAGCUCUCUUAGCAGAGCAGCGAAACUCCCUGGCUUCCUGCCUACAGCCCUUUAUUAUGCGUCCUCCCAGUCCCCCCCGUACUUCAAGAUCAUUCUCUGAGGAUUUGUCACCUUAUGAACGUGAUGUAUACCCACUGCCCACUGGUUACCCACAUGGCCUCUGUGUUAUCAUUAACAUCAAGACCUUCAUGAAACCCAGGGGAGUGGAAGAUAAUUUUCCUCUUGUGGAGCGUCAUGGCUCACAGAUUGACAAAGAGCGGCUCACAGGAACCUUCAAACUCUUUGGAUUUCAUGUCAUGCAUUUUGACAAUCCAGACUAUCAACAGCUGCAACAGUUUUUCCGGCGCUUGCGCAUGGAUCCCCGCCUGGCAGUGGUGGCUUGUCUGGCAGUGUGUGUCAUGACUCAUGGUGAUGAGAAUGAUAAUAUUUACCUGCAUGAUCGCACCUGCAUUUCCACUACUGACCUGAGGAAGCUGUGCUUCAGUCAGGCACUGCUCAACAAGCCACGCCUGUACUUUAUCCAGGCAUGCCGUGGGAAUGAGGGACUCCGGCCAAUCUUACUACAGCAAGAUAACACCAUAGUCACGCAUUCUGAGAGUGACUGCCUCAUCUCUGCUGCCACAGUGCAAGGGUAUACUGCUGUCAGGAGUCAGACUGAAGGUUCAUGGUACAUCACAGACCUGUGCCAGGCUCUGCAGGAGUAUGGUCAUAUUAUGCCCAUCAAGAAUGUGCUGCAGAAAACUCGUCAGAACCUAAAGUCUCGUAUGGGAAGCAUGAAUAACACCUAUGUAACUCAGUUGUCUGAGGAGAAAGUCACCCUUAUAAGAGAUGUGCAGCUGGUCAGAGCUGAAGAGGAACACUUCUUGGAAGGAAUAACAAUCCUAACACAACUUGAAGUAAUGGAAAAACUUUUAGAAGAGGCUUUGGAGGAGAUUAUUGAGAGUGAUGAUAAUCUGGAGAGUUUAAUCAGCAGCCUCAUCAACAUAAGAUUUUCUUGAGGUGAUGUCUUGCAGUGUUUUUUUAUAUGAUAGAAAUUUAGUUGAAAUUAUCAAAACUUUUAACAUGCCAUAGAUUGCUAAACAUUUUGAGGUAUUGAUGAAGGCUUUGCUCUAUGCACCACAGAUUGUGUUGGACAGAACUUGAAUCUUUAUUAGUUUGAAGGUUAAGUUAUAUUGUAGCCAGUGAUGUGAGAAUAUAUUUUGGAAGAAGUUUUGCCAUCUGUAAUAAGGAUUUUGUGCUUAAUAGAUAUCUAUCUCCAUAUAUAAUAAUGACUUGUAUCUGGUGAUUGAUUGAUGCCAGUGAGAACUUGUUAAUUUCAGAUACUUCAACGCAUUCUUAUAAUGGUACUAUUAUAAGUGGCACCAAAGUUUUCAAGGGAUCAAGCCUUUAUUCACAUUUUCUUUGUCUAAAAGUAUAACUCUUGAUAAAUAUUAAGAAAAUGCAUCCAGCUCUAUUACUAAUGUUUUUGGCUCUUACCACUAGCAAACUUGGGGAUCUUGUGGGAAAGCGGGGUUUUUAGAUGGGGGGAAAACUAGAAUAUGGUCAAAUACCAUAGCAGCAGCAGCAGUACCUCCCACUUAUUUUUUGUAGUAGGAGGUGACAUUUGACUAUUUUAGCUCUCCUUACCCAAAACCUCACUUUCUCACCAGGUCCCCAAGUUUGCUAGGGAUAAGAGCUGAAAAUAUUAAUAGAGCUGCAUGCUUCUCUAUUAUUAUUCAGCUAGUAAAAUUGUGUAAUUCUCAAUUUAGAAUUAAUAGUGCAAUUUUUUUACAUUUUUUUAGAUGAAGUAACAGAAAAUAAUAAUUUAUCAUAGAUUUUUAUAAGGAUAUGAGUGCAUAGAUCUGUGUAUAGGUAUAAGCAAAUUGCACCAAGUACAAGAUGUGUGUAUUUUGUCUCAGUGUAUAUGUCCUUGAGACAGCUCUGCCCUACUCUUCCCACUUUGUAGUGGAACCUUUCCUUCCAUUUUUCUUUAGUAUAAAGGAGAGGAUGACCCCUAAGUCCAACACAGGAAGCCCAGCUGAACUGAUGGCAAGAAUUUCCUUCCUCACAGUCAAUAUUAUGGAGAAAGAUGUAGCCUGAAGUGCUUGACUCUUUCACUGGAACACAAAAAAAAGCUACAUGUGGCUAUCAUUAUGAAGGUGAAUGAAACUUGCUAGAAACAGAACACAGGAAGACCCAAUCUUGCCAAGUCUGUCUGUAAUACACAAAUAGGUAAAUACACACACACACACACACACAUAUAUAUAUAUAUAUAUAUAUAUAUAUAUAUAUAUAUAUAUAUAUAUAUAUAUAUAUAUAUAUAUAUAUAUAUAUAUAUAUAAAAACUGCAGGUGUAGUCUAUUACAAUAUCAUGCCCACACAGGCUGCAGAGAGGGGGCAUGGGGGAUGGGGGAUGAAAUACUUAUGUCUCAAUCCCCCUCCCUUCAGUCCAUAAAGCACACAUGAAUAUGAGGACAAACAACCAUCUCCUGCAGUGCCUUUUACCAUCAGCACCAAAGUCACUUUGUCAGACCAAAAACCUUUGUCUGCAGCAACGAGAUUCUUGGCUACACUAGAACGGGAUCUCGAUCCUACAUGGCCUGCAAUCUCUACUGAGACGCAGACCAGGAAUGCUUGUUUGGCAUGAGUUCAUUGCUCACCAUGCAAGAUUUCUUCAUGGCUUUAACUCGUCCCCACAUUGAUCCUUUACACCAGCCAAUUUUAUAUGAUUUGACAUGAAAACACUUUCUUAUAUCUCUAGCAACAGCCAAGAGAAUUGGUGAUUUUCAUGCCUAGUCAAGGGUCACAGCCAUGCAGGGAGAGGAUGCUAUUUGGUCUUACCUUCCUGAGUGCAAAGAUAGAAACAGCCCUUAACCUUUUUUCUUAGGGAAUUUUGGCUGCACAGUCUUUCCUUGUUUGUGGGACUGGAAAGCAAAGAAUGUCUGCCUUAUCCCUUAAGGACAUUUAACAAAUAUUGUCAGAUGAUCUCUGCAUUGCUCUGCUCCAGGAAUCUUUUUGGGUUGAUAUGGGAUCACCAGUGAGCAAUGUCUAAAGCAGCAAUCUCCUUCUUUCUUUGGGAUGCUGUUAAGAUGACACAGGUCUUUUCCUGAAGCCUUUUGCCUAUUGUUUAAAGUCUGGGCCUAUGACAUUUGGGGCCUUGCCACAUCUUUGCUUUUCUGAAAGAACAGGUCUGUCCAUUCUAUAUAGAAGCAUCGUGUUGGAAGAACCGUUCUGUGUUUUGGAUUAUUACAUGGGAUAUUAGACGAAAGAGGGAGAUGUCAUCACAUUGAGGCCAGUGAUUACUGCUGGGGACUUGGUGGCUUAUCUCCCUCUGCAAUAUAUCCAUCUUUCUGGGCAGCAGUUGCCUUAAAUCUCAGGGUCUACUUGGUUGGUGUUAUGGACUGUGGCUUAGCACUCUACCAAAGGAUGCUACCCUUUUACAAUGGUACAAUGAAGGGCUGUUCUUGGAGCACUUCCUUGUACCUUUCUUGCUUCCCUUUCACCUACCAUACCUUAAGUUAGAGCCGAGUAGUGACCAAAGGACAGUAGUGCCUCAGAUUACCAUUGGUUCCUCUCAAUCAUCAUGGAAGAAGAUGGCAGUUCAUCCCUUCUGCCAUGCUGCAGCCUCCUUGUAUUCUCUUACAUCUCAGGAUUACCACUAGGUGAGACUUUAUAGAAUUAUAAUUUGGAUCAUUCACCCUUCUCGUAUUCCAUUCCUAUGGCAUAAUCCACCUCCUAUGAUGUGGGAAUCUGCUAAUAUAAGAAGCAGGUUGCAUGUGAAACAAAUACCAUUUACAGAAAUAUAAUUAUUUUUCAUUUUCCUACUUCUUUUAUAUUUAUCCUUUAGAAUUAUUUUUCACUUACCUGCUUCUUUUACAUUUACCUUCUCAUCUCAUCAUUUUUUUAGAGAAAAUGAAAAUAAAACACUAAAAGAAAUUUUGAAACUUAAUUUUGACAAAUGGCUGCAGUAGCUGAGCUUAAGGCACUGGUUAUAAUUUAAAUGGUUAACACAAGGAUACAAGUUCACAAUGUUUUUCAAAAAAUUUAAUUAGAGGAAAUAAACUGAUUGAAUGAGA